This is a messenger RNA of Cajanus cajan (pigeon pea), 1730 nucleotides long. RefSeq names its product DNAJ heat shock N-terminal domain-containing protein. The record is from RefSeq and is a predicted model, not a curated record. Lineage: Eukaryota; Viridiplantae; Streptophyta; Magnoliopsida; Fabales; Fabaceae.
GCCCACAGACAGCUCCUAAAGGCAAUCCCUGAAGGAAUUUUGAAACGAGAAAAAUGAUGAAGAGAGAGGGAGGGACAGAAGAGAGCUUAAAAAACUGUUUCCUCCCGCGAAAAAGCAGUUCCCGAGAAAUACAAUAUUGCGGUUGAGAAGUGUAAAGCCCACACUCCCUCGUGACCCCUCUUCCUUCCCUUCUUCUUUCUCUUCGCUCUCACCUUUCGCCAUUCCCACGCCCAAUGGUGAAGGAAACCGAGUUCUACGAUAUCCUCGGGAUCACUCCCUCUGCCUCCCAAGACCAAAUUCGCAAGGCCUAUUACUACAAGGCAAUGCAAGUUCAUCCCGAUAAAAACCCAAACGAUCCUCACGCUGCACACAAGUUCCAGAUAUUGGGUGAAGCUUACCAGGUUUUGAGCGAUCCCGUGCAGAGGAAUGCGUACAAUCAAAAUGGGAAGCAUUCUGUAUCUAGGGAAACUAUGCUUGACCCCAUGGCUGUCUUCGCUCUGCUCUUUGGGAGUGAACUGUUUGAGGACUACAUAGGGCAUUUAGCUGUGGCAUCAAUGGCUUCUUCCGGGCUAGCUGAUGAAACUGAGGAUCCUGAUAAACUGAAUGAAAAGUUAAAGGCUGUCCAAAGAGAAAGGGAAGAAAAGUUGGCAAGAAUUUUGAGAGAUUAUCUCAGCCAAUAUGUCCGUGGUGACAAAAAGGGAUUUUUCCAACGCGCAGAAUCUGAAGCAAGACGGCUUUCUCGUGCUGCAUUUGGAGUUGAUAUGUUGCAUACCAUCGGAUACAUAUAUUCAAGACAGGCAGCACAAGAACUGGGGAAGAAAGCCAUUUAUCUUGGAGUGCCAUUUCUGACUGAAUGGGUACGCAAUAAAGGGCAUUUCUGGAAAUCACAAUUCACUGCUGCUAAAGGUGCGUAUCAGUUGCUUCAGCUUCAAGAAGACAUCCGCAAGCAAUUUAAAAUGGAUGGUAGUAGUGCCCAUGAAAAUGAUGUUGACUCUCACCUUCGCCUCAAUAAGGAUACAUUGAUGAAUUCCUUGUGGAAGUUAAAUGUAGUAGACAUAGAAGUAACCCUCGUACAUGUGUGUCAAAUGGUGCUAAAGGAAAAUAACGUUAAGAAAGAGGAACUAAGAGUUCGGGCUACCGCUCUUAAAAUUCUUGGCAAAAUAUUUCAGGACAAGUAUCCAAAUGGAGAAACAUUGAAGAAGAAGAUUGCUGCUGAUUCAGAUGAUGAUGGAAGCAGUUCUGAUUCUUCAGAUGAUGAAUCGCCUAGAGCAAUUUCUUAUCGAACUCCCUUUUUCACACAGGGUCUCGGUAGGCUCUUCAAAUGCCUCUGCAAUCCAGCAUUUGAUGUGGAUGAUGAAGAGAUAGUUUACAAAAGCAAAUGAUUCGUAUAUACGUGUGGACUAUGAAACAAAAAUUCAUUCCUUCCAGUAUUUUGUUGGUGAGAUGAUAUACUAAAGGACUUUUCAGAUACCCUCUGAAUGUAGUUUUGGGAGAAGAUGACGAUGCAAGCCGUGAAUAACCAUAUUUUGUUGCUUGUUGUCAUUUCCGGUCUCUUCAAGUUACAUGUGGCAUAACACUGUUCAAGAGUUAACAUUUCUGUCAAUUCCACUGUUUUCCCCCUCCUUUUGUAUGUUUUAAAAAUUGGAAAUUUAUAGUAUCAUCAGAACUCAGAAGUGCUUUUAGCAAACUAUCAAUUCCAUCACGGUAUAAUGAAUUUAUUGACUCUAGCA